Ficedula albicollis (Collared flycatcher) is the source of this 813-nucleotide messenger RNA. It is a transcript of the gene UCHL3, whose product is annotated as ubiquitin C-terminal hydrolase L3. The record is from RefSeq and is a predicted model, not a curated record. The transcript is spliced from 9 exons. Gene Ontology annotation, cellular component: cytoplasm. The coding region runs from base 83 to 667 and encodes 194 amino acids. Gene Ontology annotation, molecular function: cysteine-type deubiquitinase activity. Lineage: Eukaryota; Metazoa; Chordata; Aves; Passeriformes; Muscicapidae. Gene Ontology annotation, biological process: protein deubiquitination; ubiquitin-dependent protein catabolic process.
GGGACGGCUUGUACAGGUCACGAAUCAGUUCCUGAAACAGUUGGGUAUACAUCCUGACUGGCAAUUUGUAGAUGUUUAUGGUAUGGAACCAGAACUGCUUAGCAUGGUGCCAAGACCUGUAUGUGCAGUACUACUUCUCUUUCCAAUAACAGAAAAGUAUGAAACCUUCAGAACAGAAGAAGAAGAGAGGAUAAAAGCUAAGGGACAAGAUGUCAAAUCAUCAGUGUAUUUCAUGAAGCAGACCAUUAACAAUGCUUGUGGAACAAUUGGGCUAAUUCAUGCUAUUGCAAACAACAGAGAUAAAAUGAACUUUGAAACUAAUUCUUCACUGAAAAAGUUCCUAGAAGAUUCAUUAUCUAUGACUCCUGAAGAGAGGGCCAAAUACCUAGAAACUUAUGAAGCUAUUCGUGUCACUCAUGAAUCCAGUGCCCAUGAAGGUCAGACUGAGGCACCAAGUAUAGAUGAAAAAGUAGAUCUUCAUUUUAUUGCAUUAGUUAAUGUAGGUGGUCAUCUCUAUGAAUUGGAUGGGCGCAAGCCAUUUCCAAUAAACCAUGGGGAAACCAGCGACGAUUCUUUUUUAGAGGAUGCAAUAGAAGUUUGCAAGAAAUUCAUGGAACGUGACCCAGAAGAAUUAAGAUUUAAUGCAAUUGCACUGUCUGCAGCUUAAAAGCCUUUUCCAGUGAGGCAACUCUAUUGCAAUGGAUUGUAAGGAUAAAACUGUUGCCAUAUGUUAAUAAUACAAAUUUUGAUACUUCCGUAACAUCUUGACUAAUUGUAGCAUACGUGGAAUAAACUUUGCAUUUGUCCUUGCUA